This is a messenger RNA of Wallemia mellicola CBS 633.66, 905 nucleotides long. Its product is annotated as PQ-loop-domain-containing protein. Lineage: Eukaryota; Fungi; Basidiomycota; Wallemiomycetes; Wallemiales; Wallemiaceae. The record is from RefSeq and is a predicted model, not a curated record. The transcript has 2 exons. Bases 7 to 792 code for a protein of 261 amino acids. Gene Ontology annotation, cellular component: fungal-type vacuole membrane. Gene Ontology annotation, biological process: basic amino acid transmembrane export from vacuole.
GUCAUCAUGGUUAGUAGAAGUACCUUUAGUAUAGCGUCCGGAUGGAUAAGUUUAAUGAGUUGGGUCGUUGUAUACACCCCGCAGAUUUAUGAAAACUAUCGUUUGAAAUCUGGUGAAGGUUUAUCUUUGUUCUUCGUUUUAGUUAUGUUAUUAGGUGAUUUAACCAACUUAAUCGGCGGUGUUAUGAUAAAUUUAUUACCCCCAAUGCUCUUACUCGCAUUGUACUACACAAGCUGCGACGUCAUUUUACUAUACCAGAUGUACAUCUAUCGUCUCAAACCAGAUCAAGAAACUGACGAGAGAGUGCAUCUCCUCCCUAAACGUGAUGUCAGUCCGGAGGAAUUACACAACCAACAUAAGAGACAGAGAUUCGUAAAUUUCCUUUGUACGGGUUUGGUUAUAGCUACAGGUUUUAUAGCCUUCAUUAUCAAUAUUAAUAAGCCAUACAACGGUCCACAUGAACAACACUCAGAUUGGAAAGGUCAGGCAAUCGGAUGGACAUCCGCAUUACUCUACACUACCUCUAGAAUCCCACAGAUAAGAAAGAACAAUGUAACUAAAUGUGAAGGUUUAUCUAUCCCAUUAUUCUGUUUCGCUUUAUCCGGUAAUAUAAGUUACGUGCUUCAAGUAAUCUUCGAAUCAACAGAUUUUAAUUACAUUCUCAUAAAUUCAAGUUGGCUCACAGGUACAGUUGGUACAAUCAUUCUCGACCUCGUCGUUCUUGGUCAAUACAUUUAUUAUCAACAUUGGGAAGCAUCGAGACUUACUAGCAUCGAUCGCGAGAAUACAUAAACUAGUUGAAAAAAUAGUAGAAACACCGGAUACAUCUACCCGGAUAACUCGCGAUAUAGCUAUCGCAGGAUAUUUAUUCAUAGCAUCACAUCACAACCAAUCUAACUUGUUCU